CUAGGACGGUCGUGGUCUCGUCGCCGGCGAGAGUCGCUGGUUUCCGAUGGUCAUCCCGGAGGACCUGCUCUUCGAGAUCCUCAAGCGGCUGCCGGUGAAGUCGCUGUGCAGGUUCAAGUGCGUCUCCACCCUCUGGCGGUCCCUCAUCUCCGACCCUCGUUUCGUCGACUCCCACUUCGCCCACUCCUCCAACCACCCCAAGCUCGUCAUCUCCCUCCCGAGCCACCCUCAUGCCGGCCCGCGGGCCCGCCUCUUCUUCGCGGCGAACCUAUCCGAACCCGGAAACGACCACCGACCCUGGACCGUUUCGCCUUACUUCUUCGCGCUCGGCACGGCCUGCCGUUACGUCUCGCAGUCUAUCCACGGCCUGAUUUGCUUCCAGGUCGAUGGUUACGUCGGAGUUUGCAACCCCACCUCCGGGAAGUACAUGACGUCGAGGACAGUGGAGGCGAAGGUCACCGGGGAGUGCGCUUAUCUGCACUACUCGUUCGGGUUCGACCCGGUGGCUAAGAAGUACAAGGUGUUGCGCACGUUGGCGACCCGCAGGUCGAUGCCGGGCGGUCUUCGUGAGUUGAUCAUGGAGCAGCACGUGCUGGAUCUGGCAUCCGAGACGUGGCGGAGGAUCGAGGAUGGUCCUCCUCACAUCAAGAAAGAGGGUGAAAUUUGUUUUAACGGGUUGGUAUAUUAUAGGGCUUGGAAUGGCAACAUUACCAAUCCAAGGCAGGACUACUUGGUGGAAUUCGAUGUCGGAACGGAGAGCUUUCUAAUGGUUAAGUUCCCCGGCGAUAAUGGUCCCCGUGGAGGUCAUCACAAAGUAUGCCUUAUUGAAUUCGAGGGUCGCGUCGCUGUGGCCGAUUUACGUAACCUUAAGCGCGAUGGCAGUGAUGACGUCGUUUUGUUGAUCUCGGAGGACUUUGAGCGGGAGAUCUGGAGGAAAAAAGUUAUUGCAUUGCCGCCGCGUUGGAAAAAGAUUCUCGUGGCUGAAGAGGUUUUUCUGGCUGGUACAGUUAGUACCGGUGAAUGGUUGUUGGUAUCACAGAUAAUGUUGAAGCCGCCGCGUGUGUUCUACUACAAUCCGAAGAAUAACAGUUUUCGUGGGAUCGAAAUUAGGGGGUUACCUAAAUAUAGAAUAGUACUGCCUCCUGCUGUUUGGCAAACGUUUACUCAUCACGUGGAGAGUCUACUGCCGCUGGAAGGCCUUCAUGACAGGCACAUGCCGUGGAGGCUUUAGCUAGUUGAACACUGAAUCACUUUGCCAUCCACACAUUUUAUACUAUGUUCAAAGACGUGAAAUUAGUAAUCGUCUCUGGCUUCGUCUCUCUGAAUUUGUGGCUUUAUGUGACAUAUCUAUCAGCCAUGAUUGUAGGAAAGAGGCAUUGCCCCUUCUUGUAUUGCUUUUGUUGUUAUUUGAAGAACUGACCAGCUAUAUUAGCUAAUAAGCAUUUUCGUUUGCUUGUUGGCAAGCAGGGAUAUAUCCUGCUUAUUGUGACAUUUCUUGGAAUGAAAGUUUCAAGACAA
Messenger RNA from Eucalyptus grandis, 1518 nucleotides. Its product is annotated as putative F-box protein At1g50870. Lineage: Eukaryota; Viridiplantae; Streptophyta; Magnoliopsida; Myrtales; Myrtaceae. The transcript has a single exon. The record is from RefSeq and is a predicted model, not a curated record. The coding region runs from base 47 to 1231 and encodes 394 amino acids. Gene Ontology annotation, molecular function: protein binding.